This is a messenger RNA of Closterium sp. Naga37s-1, 11664 nucleotides long. NCBI's taxonomy places the organism in Eukaryota, Viridiplantae, Streptophyta, Zygnematophyceae, Desmidiales, Closteriaceae. The record is from the annotation of a GenBank genome assembly.
AUGGACUGCCACCAGUGUUACCUCUUCCCUCCUCCCUGGUGUUGGCUCCUCCUCCUCGGUGUUGUCUCCUCCCUCCUCCCUGGUGUUGCCUCCACCUCCCUGGUGUUACCUCCUCCUCCCUGGUGUUACCUCCUCCUCCCUGGUGUUGCCUCCUCCUCCCUGGUGUUACCUCCUCCUCCCUGGUGUUGCCUCCUCCUCCCUGGUGUAACCUCCUCCUCCCUGGUGUUACCUCCUCCUCCCUGGUGUUACCUCCUCCUCCCUGGUGUUGCCUCCUCCUCCCUGGUGUUACCUCCUCCUCCCUGGUGUUACCUCCUCCUCCCUGGUGUUGCCUCCUCCUCCCUGGUGUUACCUCCUCCUCCCUGGUGUUACCUCCUCCUCUCUGAUGUUGCCUCCUCCUCCCUGGUGUUGCCUCCUCCUCCCUGGUGUUGCCUCCUCCUCCCUGGUGUUGCCUCCUCCUCCCUCGUGUUGCCUCCUCCUCCUUGGCGUUGCCUCCUCCUCCCUGGUGUUACCUCCUCCUCCCUGGUGUUACCUCCUCCUCUCUGGUGUUGCCUCCUCCUCCCUCGUGUUGCCUCCUCCUCCCUGGUGUUGCCUCCUCCUCCCUCGUGUUGCCUCCUCCUCCUUGGUGUUUCCUCCUCCUCCCUGGUGUUGCCUCCUCCUCCCUGGUUUUGCCUCCUCCUCCCUGGUGUUGCCUCCUCCUCCCUGGUGUUGCCUCCUCCUCCCUGGUGUUGCCUCCUCCUCCCUCGUGUUGCCUCCUCCUCCCUCGUGUUGCCUCCUCCUCCUUGGUGUUGCCUCCUCCUCCCUGGUGUUGCCUCCUCCUCCCUCGUGUUGCCUCCUCCUCCCUGGUGUUGCCUCCUCCUCCCUGGUGUUGCCUCCUCCUCCCUCGUGUUGCCUCCUCCUCCCUCGUGUUGCCUCCUCCUCCUUGGUGUUGCCUCCUCCUCCCUGGUGUUGCCUCCUCCUCCCUGGUGUUGCCUCCUCCUCCUUGGUGUUGCCUCCUCCUCCCUGGUGUUGCCUCCUCCUCCCUGGUGUUGCCUCCUCCUCCCUCGUGUUGCCUCCUCCUCGCUGGUGUUCCCUCCUCCUCCCUCGUGUUGCCUCCUCCUCCUUGGUGUUGCCUCCUCCUCCCUGGUGUUCCCUCCUCCUCCCUCGUGUUGCCUCCUCCUCCUUGGUGUUGCCUCCUCCUCCCUGGUGUUGCGUCCUCCUCCCUGGUGUUACCUCCUCCUCCCUGGUGUUGCCUCCUCCUCCCUGGUGUUGCCUCCUCCUCCCUGGUGUUCCCUCCUCCUCCCUGGUGUUGCCUCCUCCUCCCUGGUGUUACCUCCUCCUCCCUGGUGUUGCCUCCUCCUCCCUGGUGUUGCCUCCUCCUCCCUCGUGUUGCCUCCUCCUCCUUGGUGUUGCCUCCUCCUCCCUGGUGUUGCCUCCUCCUCCCUGGUGUUGCCUCCUCCUCCCUCGUGUUGCCUCCUCCUCGCUGGUGUUCCCUCCUCCUCCCUCGUGUUGCCUCCUCCUCCUUGGUGUUGCCUCCUCCUCCCUGGUGUUGCCUCCUCCUCCCUGGUGUUCCCUCCUCCUCCCUGGUGUUGCCUCCUCCUCCCUGGUGUUACCUCCUCCUCCCUGGUGUUGCCUCCUCCUCCCUGGUGUUGCCUCCUCCUCCCUGGUGUUCCCUCCUCCUCCUUGGUGUUGCCUCCUCCUCCCUGGUGUUCCCUCCUCCUCCCUGGUGUUGCCUCCUCCUCCCUGGUGUUACCUCCUCCUCCCUGGUGUUGCCUCCUCCUCCCUGGUGUUGCCUCCUCCUCCCUGGUGUUGCCUCCUCCCUGGUGUUGCCUCCUCCUCCCUGGUGUUGCCUCCUCCAUGGUGUUACCUCCUCCUCCCUGGUGUUACCUCCUCCUCUCUGGUGUUGCCUCCUCCUCCCUGGUGUUGCCUCCUCCUCCCUGGUGUUGCCUCCUCCUCCCUGGUGUUGCCUCCUCCUCCCUCGUGUUGCCUCCUCCUCCCUGGUGUUGCCUCCUCCUCCCUGGUUUUGCCUCCUCCUCCCUGGUGUUGCCUCCUCCUCCCUGGUGUUACCUCCUCCUCCCUCGUGUUGCCUCCUCCUCUCUGGUGUUGCCUCCUCCUCCCUGGUGUUGCCUCCUCCUCCCUCGUGUUGCCUCCUCCUCCUUGGUGUUGCCUCCUCCUCCCUGGUGUUGCCUCCUCCUCCCUGGUGUUGCCUCCUCCUCCCUCGUGUUGCCUCCUCCUCCUUGGUGUUGCCUCCUCCUCCCUGAUGUUGCCUCCUCCUCCCUGGUGUUACCUCCUCCUCCCUGGUGUUACCUCCUCCUCUCUGGUGUUGCCUCCUCCUCCCUGGUGUUGCCUCCUCCUCCCUCGUGUUGCCUCCUCCUCCUUGGUGUUGCCUCCUCCUCCCUAGUGUUGCCUCCUCCUCCCUGGUGUUGCCUCCUCCUCCCUCGUGUUACCUCCUCCUCCUUGGUGUUGCCUCCUCCUCCCUGGUGUUGCCUCCUCCUCCCUCGUGUUGCCUCCUCCUCCCUGGUCUUACCUCCUCCUCCCUGGUGUUGCCUCCUCCUCCUUGGUGUUGCCUCCUCCUCCCUGGUGUUGCCUCCUCCUCCCUGGUGUUGCCUCCUCCUCCCUCGUGUUGCCUCCUCCUCGCUGGUGUUCCCUCCUCCUCCCUCGUGUUGCCUCCUCCUCCUUGGUGUUGCCUCCUCCUCCCUGGUGUUUCCUCCUCCUCCCUCGUGUUGCCUCCUCCUCCUUGGUGUUGCCUCCUCCUCCCUGGUGUUGCGUCCUCCUCCCUGGUGUUACCUCCUCCUCCCUGGUGUUGCCUCCUCCUCCCUGGUGUUGCCUCCUCCUCCCUGGUGUUCCCUCCUCCUCCCUGGUGUUGCCUCCUCCUCCCUGGUGUUACCUCCUCCUCCCUGGUGUUGCCUCCUCCUCCCUGGUGUUGCCUCCUCCUCCCUCGUGUUGCCUCCUCCUCCUUGGUGUUGCCUCCUCCUCCCUGGUGUUGCCUCCUCCUCCCUGGUGUUGCCUCCUCCUCCCUCGUGUUGCCUCCUCCUCGCUGGUGUUCCCUCCUCCUCCCUGGUGUUGCCUCCUCCUCCCUGGUGUUGCCUCCUCCUCCCUCGUGUUGCCUCCUCCUCCUUGGUGUUGCCUCCUCCUCCCUGGUGUUGCCUCCUCCUCCCUCGUGUUGCCUCCUCCUCCCUCGUGUUGCCUCCUCCUCGCUGGUGUUCCCUCCUCCUCCCUCGUGUUGCCUCCUCCUCCUUGGUGUUGCCUCCUCCUCCCUGGUGUUUCCUCCUCCUCCCUCGUGUUGCCUCCUCCUCCUUGGUGUUGCCUCCUCCUCCCUGGUGUUGCGUCCUCCUCCCUGGUGUUACCUCCUCCUCCCUGGUGUUGCCUCCUCCUCCCUGGUGUUGCCUCCUCCUCCCUGGUGUUCCCUCCUCCUCCCUGGUGUUGCCUCCUCCUCCCUGGUGUUACCUCCUCCUCCCUGGUGUUGCCUCCUCCUCCCUGGUGUUGCCUCCUCCUCCCUCGUGUUGCCUCCUCCUCCUUGGUGUUGCCUCCUCCUCCCUGGUGUUGCCUCCUCCUCCCUGGUGUUGCCUCCUCCUCCCUCGUGUUGCCUCCUCCUCGCUGGUGUUCCCUCCUCCUCCCUCGUGUUGCCUCCUCCUCCUUGGUGUUGCCUCCUCCUCCCUGGUGUUCCCUCCUCCUCCCUGGUGUUGCCUCCUCCUCCCUGGUGUUACCUCCUCCUCCCUGGUGUUGCCUCCUCCUCCCUGGUGUUGCCUCCUCCUCCCUGGUGUUCCCUCCUCCUCCUUGGUGUUGCCUCCUCCUCCCUCGUGUUGCCUCCUCCUCCUUGGUGUUGCCUCCUCCUCCCUGGUGUUGCCUCCUCCUCCCUCGUGUUGCCUCCUCCUCCCUGGUGUUGCCUCCUCCUCCCUGGUGUUACCUCCUCCUCCCUGGUGUUGCCUCCUCCUCCCUGGUGUUGCCUCCUCCUCCCUGGUGUUACCUCCUCCUCUCUGGUGUUGCCUCCUCCUCCCUGGUGUUGCCUCCUCCUCCCUCGUGUUGCCUCCUCCUCCUUGGUGUUGCCUCCUCCUCCCUGGCGUUGCCUCCUCCUCCCUGGUGUUGCCUCCUCCUCCCUCGUGUUGCCUCCUCCUCCUUGGUGUUGCCUCCUCCUCCCUGGUGUUGCCUCCUCCUCCCUCGUGUUGCCUCCUCCUCCCUGGUGUUGCCUCCUCCUCCCUGGUGUUGCCUCCUCCUCCUUGGUGUUGCCUCCUCCUCCCUGGUGUUGCCUCCUCCUCCCUGGUGUUGCCUCCUCCUCCCUGGUGUUACCUCCUCCUCUCUGGUGUUGCCUCCUCCUCCCUGGUGUUGCCUCCUCCUCCCUCGUGUUGCCUCCUCCUCCUUGGUGUUGCCUCCUCCUCCCUGGUGUUGCCUCCUCCUCCCUGGUGUUGCCUCCUCCUCCCUCGUGUUGCCUCCUCCUCCUUGGUGUUGCCUCCUCCUCCCUCGUGUUGCCUCCUCCUCCUUGGUGUUGCCUCCUCCUCCCUGGUGUUACCUCCUCCUCCCUGGUGUUGCCUCCUCCUCCCUGGUGUUGCCUCCUCCUCCUUGGUGUUGCCUCCUCCUCCCUCGUGUUGCCUCCUCCUCCUUGGUGUUGCCUCCUCCUCCCUGGUGUUACCUCCUCCUCCCUGGUGUUGCCUCCUCCUCCCUGGUGUUACCUCCUCCUCCCUGGUGUUACCUCCUCCUCUCUGGUGUUGCCUCCUCCUCCCUGGUGUUGCCUCCUCCUCCCUGGUGUUGCCUCCUCCUCCCUGGUGUUGCCUCCUCCUCCCUGGUGUUGCCUCCUCCUCCCUCGUGUUGCCUCCUCCUCCUUGGUGUUGCCUCCUCCUCCCUCGUGUUGCCUCCUCCUCCUUGGUGUUGCCUCCUCCUCCCUGGUGUUACCUCCUCCUCCCUGGUGUUGCCUCCUCCUCCCUGGUGUUACCUCCUCCUCCCUGGUGUUACCUCCUCCUCUCUGGUGUUGCCUCCUCCUCCCUGGUGUUGCCUCCUCCUCCCUGGUGUUGCCUCCUCCUCCCUGGUGUUGCCUCCUCCUCCCUGGUGUUGCCUCCUCCUCCCUCGUGUUGCCUCCUCCUCCUUGGUGUUGCCUCCUCCUCCCUCGUGUUGCCUCCUCCUCCUUGGUGUUGCCUCCUCCUCCCUGGUGUUACCUCCUCCUCCCUGGUGUUGCCUCCUCCUCCCUGGUGUUACCUCCUCCUCCCUGGUGUUACCUCCUCCUCUCUGGUGUUGCCUCCUCCUCCCUGGUGUUGCCUCCUCCUCCCUGGUGUUACCUCCUCCUCCUUGGUGUUGCCUCCUCCUCCCUGGUGUUGCCUCCUCCUCCCUCGUGUUGCCUCCUCCUCCCUGGUCUUACCUCCUCCUCCCUGGUGUUGCCUCCUCCUCCUUGGUGUUGCCUCCUCCUCCCUGGUGUUGCCUCCUCCUCCCUGGUGUUGCCUCCUCCUCCCUCGUGUUGCCUCCUCCUCGCUGGUGUUCCCUCCUCCUCCCUCGUGUUGCCUCCUCCUCCUUGGUGUUGCCUCCUCCUCCCUGGUGUUCCCUCCUCCUCCCUGGUGUUGCCUCCUCCUCCCUGGUGUUACCUCCUCCUCCCUGGUGUUGCCUCCUCCUCCCUGGUGUUGCCUCCUCCUCCCUGGUGUUCCCUCCUCCUCCUUGGUGUUGCCUCCUCCUCCCUCGUGUUGCCUCCUCCUCCUUGGUGUUGCCUCCUCCUCCCUGGUGUUGCCUCCUCCUCCCUCGUGUUGCCUCCUCCUCCCUGGUGUUGCCUCCUCCUCCCUGGUGUUACCUCCUCCUCCCUGGUGUUGCCUCCUCCUCCCUGGUGUUGCCUCCUCCUCCCUGGUGUUACCUCCUCCUCUCUGGUGUUGCCUCCUCCUCCCUGGUGUUGCCUCCUCCUCCCUCGUGUUGCCUCCUCCUCCUUGGUGUUGCCUCCUCCUCCCUGGCGUUGCCUCCUCCUCCCUGGUGUUGCCUCCUCCUCCCUCGUGUUGCCUCCUCCUCCUUGGUGUUGCCUCCUCCUCCCUGGUGUUGCCUCCUCCUCCCUCGUGUUGCCUCCUCCUCCCUGGUGUUGCCUCCUCCUCCCUGGUGUUGCCUCCUCCUCCUUGGUGUUGCCUCCUCCUCCCUGGUGUUGCCUCCUCCUCCCUGGUGUUGCCUCCUCCUCCCUGGUGUUACCUCCUCCUCUCUGGUGUUGCCUCCUCCUCCCUGGUGUUGCCUCCUCCUCCCUCGUGUUGCCUCCUCCUCCUUGGUGUUGCCUCCUCCUCCCUGGUGUUGCCUCCUCCUCCCUGGUGUUGCCUCCUCCUCCCUCGUGUUGCCUCCUCCUCCUUGGUGUUGCCUCCUCCUCCCUCGUGUUGCCUCCUCCUCCUUGGUGUUGCCUCCUCCUCCCUGGUGUUACCUCCUCCUCCCUGGUGUUGCCUCCUCCUCCCUGGUGUUACCUCCUCCUCCCUGGUGUUACCUCCUCCUCUCUGGUGUUGCCUCCUCCUCCCUGGUGUUGCCUCCUCCUCCCUGGUGUUGCCUCCUCCUCCCUGGUGUUGCCUCCUCCUCCCUCAUGUUGCCUCCUCCUCCUUGGUGUUGCCUCCUCCUCCCUGGUGUUACCUCCUCCUCCCUGGUGUUUACCUCCUCCUCUCUGGUGUUGCCUCCUCCUCCCUGGUGUUGCCUCCUCCUCCCUGGUGUUACCUCCUCCUCCCUGGUGUUACCUCCUCCUCUCUGGUGUUGCCUCCUCCUCCCUGGUGUUGCCUCCUCCUCCCUGGUGUUGGCUCCUCCUCCCUGGUGUUGCCUCCUCCUCCCUCGUGUUGCCUCCUCCUCCCUGGUGUUACCUCCUCCUCUCUGGUGUUGCCUCCUCCUCCCUCGUGUUGCCUCCUCCUCCCUGGUGUUGCCUCCUCCUCCCUCGUGUUGCCUCCUCCUCCUUGGUGUUGCCUCCUCCUCCCUGGUGUUGGCUCCUCCUCCCUGGUGUUGCCUCCUCCUCCCUGGUGUUGCCUCCUCCUCCCUCGUGUUGCCUCCUCCUCCUUGGUGUUGCCUCCUCCUCCCUGGUGUUGCCUCCUCCUCCCUCGUGUUGCCUCCUCCUCCCUGGUGUUGCCUCCUCCUCCCUCGUGUUGCCUCCUCCUCCUUGGUGUUGCCUCCUCCUCCCUGGUGUUGCCUCCUCCUCCCUGGUGUUGCCUACUCCUCCCUCGUGUUGCCUCCUCCUCGCUGGUGUUCCCUCCUCCUCCCUCGUGUUGCCUCCUCCUCCUUGGUGUUGCCUCCUCCUCCCUGGUGUUCCCUCCUCCUCCCUCGUGUUGCCUCCUCCUCCUUGGUGUUGCCUCCUCCUCCCUGGUGUUGCGUCCUCCUCCCUGGUGUUACCUCCUCCUCCCUGGUGUUGCCUCCUCCUCCCUGGUGUUGCCUCCUCCUCCCUGGUGUUCCCUCCUCCUCCCUGGUGUUGCCUCCUCCUCCCUGGUGUUACCUCCUCCUCCCUGGUGUUGCCUCCUCCUCCCUGGUGUUGCCUCCUCCUCCCUCGUGUUGCCUCCUCCUCCUUGGUGUUGCCUCCUCCUCCCUGGUGUUGCCUCCUCCUCCCUGGUGUUGCCUCCUCCUCCCUCGUGUUGCCUCCUCCUCGCUGGUGUUCCCUUCUCCUCCCUCGUGUUGCCUCCUCCUCCUUGGUGUUGCCUCCUCCUCCCUGGUGUUGCCUCCUCCUCCCUGGUGUUCCCUCCUCCUCCCUGGUGUUGCCUCCUCCUCCCUGGUGUUACCUCCUCCUCCCUGGUGUUGCCUCCUCCUCCCUGGUGUUGCCUCCUCCUCCCUGGUGUUCCCUCCUCCUCCUUGGUGUUGCCUCCUCCUCCCUGGUGUUCCCUCCUCCUCCCUGGUGUUGCCUCCUCCUCCCUGGUGUUACCUCCUCCUCCCUGGUGUUGCCUCCUCCUCCCUGGUGUUGCCUCCUCCUCCCUGGUGUUGCCUCCUCCCUGGUGUUGCCUCCUCCUCCCUGGUGUUGCCUCCUCCAUGGUGUUACCUCCUCCUCCCUGGUGUUACCUCCUCCUCUCUGGUGUUGCCUCCUCCUCCCUGGUGUUGCCUCCUCCUCCCUGGUGUUGCCUCCUCCUCCCUGGUGUUGCCUCCUCCUCCCUCGUGUUGCCUCCUCCUCCCUGGUGUUACCUCCUCCUCCCUGGUGUUACCUCCUCCUCUCUGGUGUUGCCUCCUCCUCCCUGGUGUUGCCUCCUCCUCCCUGGUGUUGCCUCCUCCCUUCCUCCUCCCUGGUGUUACCUCCUCCUCUCUGGUGUUGCCUCCUCCUCCCUGGUGUUGCCUCCUCCUCCCUCGUGUUGCCUCCUCCUCCUUGGUGUUGCCUCCUCCUCCCUGGUGUUGCCUCCUCCUCCCUGGUGUUGCCUCCUCCUCCCUCGUGUUGCCUCCUCCUCCUUGGUGUUGCCUCCUCCUCCCUGGUGUUGCCUCCUCCUCCCUGGUGUUGCCUCCUCCUCCCUCGUGUUGCCUCCUCCUCCUUGGUGUUGCCUCCUCCUCCCUGGUGUUGCCUCCUCCUCCCUCGUGUUGCCUCCUCCUCCCUGGUGUUGCCUCCUCCUCCCUGGUGUUGCCUCCUCCUCCUUGGUGUUGCCUCCUCCUCCCUGGUGUUGCCUCCUCCUCCCUGGUGUUGCCUCCUCCUCCCUCGUGUUGCCUCCUCCUCGCUGGUGUUCCCUCCUCCUCCCUCGUGUUGCCUCCUCCUCCUUGGUGUUGCCUCCUCCUCCCUGGUGUUCCCUCCUCCUCCCUCGUGUUGCCUCCUCCUCCUUGGUGUUGCCUCCUCCUCCCUGGUGUUGCGUCCUCCUCCCUGGUGUUACCUCCUCCUCCCUGGUGUUGCCUCCUCCUCCCUGGUGUUGCCUCCUCCUCCCUGGUGUUGCCUCCUCCUCCCUGGUGUUGCCUCCUCCUCCCUCGUGUUGCCUCCUCCUCCUUGGUGUUGCCUCCUCCUCCCUGGUGUUGCCUCCUCCUCCCUCGUGUUGCCUCCUCCUCCCUGGUGUUGCCUCCUCCUCCCUGGUGUUGCCUCCUCCUCCUUGGUGUUGCCUCCUCCUCCCUGGUGUUGCCUCCUCCUCCCUGGUGUUGCCUACUCAUCCCUCGUGUUGCCUCCUCCUCGCUGGUGUUCCCUCCUCCUCCCUCGUGUUGCCUCCUCCUCCUUGGUGUUGCCUCCUCCUCCCUGGUGUUCCCUCCUCCUCCCUCGUGUUGCCUCCUCCUCCUUGGUGUUGCCUCCUCCUCCCUGGUGUUGCGUCCUCCUCCCUGGUGUUACCUCCUCCUCCCUGGUGUUGCCUCCUCCUCCCUGGUGUUAACUCCUCCUCCCUGGUGUUCCCUCCUCCUCCCUGGUGUUGCCUCCUCCUCCCUGGUGUUACCUCCUCCUCCCUGGUGUUGCCUCCUCCUCCCUGGUGUUGCCUCCUCCUCCCUCGUGUUGCCUCCUCCUCCUUGGUGUUGCCUCCUCCUCCCUGGUGUUGCCUCCUCCUCCCUGGUGUUGCCUCCUCCUCCCUCGUGUUGCCUCCUCCUCGCUGGUGUUCCCUUCUCCUCCCUCGUGUUGCCUCCUCCUCCUUGGUGUUGCCUCCUCCUCCCUGGUGUUGCCUCCUCCUCCCUGGUGUUCCCUCCUCCUCCCUGGUGUUGCCUCCUCCUCCCUGGUGUUACCUCCUCCUCCCUGGUGUUGCCUCCUCCUCCCUGGUGUUGCCUCCUCCUCCCUGGUGUUCCCUCCUCCUCCUUGGUGUUGCCUCCUCCUCCCUGGUGUUCCCUCCUCCUCCCUGGUGUUGCCUCCUCCUCCCUGGUGUUACCUCCUCCUCCCUGGUGUUGCCUCCUCCUCCCUGGUGUUGCCUCCUCCUCCCUGGUGUUGCCUCCUCCCUGGUGUUGCCUCCUCCUCCCUGGUGUUGCCUCCUCCCUGGUGUUACCUCCUCCUCCCUGGUGUUACCUCCUCCUCUCUGGUGUUGCCUCCUCCUCCCUGGUGUUGCCUCCUCCUCCCUCGUGUUGCCUCCUCCUCCUUGGUGUUGCCUCCUCCUCCCUGGUGUUGCCUCCUCCUCCCUGGUGUUGCCUCCUCCUCCCUCGUGUUGCCUCCUCCUCCUUGGUGUUGCCUCCUCCUCCUUGGUGUUGCCUCCUCCUCCCUGGUGUUGCCUCCUCCUCCCUCGUGUUGCCUCCUCCUCCUUGGUGUUGCCUCCUCCUCCCUGGUGUUGCCUCCUCCUCCCUCGUGUUGCCUCCUCCUCCCUGGUGUUGCCUCCUCCUCCCUGGUGUUGCCUCCUCCUCCUUGGUGUUGCCUCCUCCUCCCUGGUGUUGCCUCCUCCUCCCUGGUGUUGCCUCCUCCUCCCUCGUGUUGCCUCCUCCUCGCUGGUGUUCCCUCCUCCUCCCUCGUGUUGCCUCCUCCUCCUUGGUGUUGCCUCCUCCUCCCUGGUGUUCCCUCCUCCUCCCUCGUGUUGCCUCCUCCUCCUUGGUGUUGCCUCCUCCUCCCUGGUGUUGCGUCCUCCUCCCUGGUGUUACCUCCUCCUCCCUGGUGUUGCCUCCUCCUCCCUGGUGUUGCCUCCUCCUCCCUGGUGUUGCCUCCUCCUCCCUCGUGUUGCCUCCUCCUCCUUGGUGUUGCCUCCUCCUCCCUGGUGUUGCCUCCUCCUCCCUGGUGUUACCAUCCUCCUCCCUGGUGUUGCCUCCUCCUCCCUCGUGUUGCCUCCUCCUCCCUCGUGUUGCCUCCUCCUCCUUGGUGUUGCCUCCUCCUCCCUGGUGUUGCCUCCUCCUCCCUCGUGUUGCCUCCUCCUCCCUGGUGUUGCCUCCUCCUCCCUGGUGUUUGCCUCCUCCUCCUUGGUGUUGCCUCCUCCUCCCUGGUGUUGCCUCCUCCUCCCUGGUGUUGCCUCCUCCUCCCUGGUGUUACCUCCUCCUCCCCUCGUGUUGCCUCCUCCUCUCUGGUGUUGCCUCCUCCUCCCUGGUGUUGCCUCCUCCUCCCUCGUGUUGCCUCCUCCUCCUUGGUGUUGCCUCCUCCUCCCUGGUGUUCCCUCCUCCUCCCUGGUGUUGCCUCCUCCUCCCUGGUGUUACCAUCCUCCUCCCUGGUGUUGCCUCCUCCUCCCUGGUGUUACCUCCUCCUCCCUGGUGUUACCUCCUCCUCCCUGGUGUUGCCUCCUCCUCCCUCGUGUUGCCUCCUCCUCCUUGGUGUUGCCUCCUCCUCCCUGGUGUUGCCUCCUCCUCCCUGGUGUUACCUCCUCCUCCCUGGUGUUGCCUCCUCCUCCCUCGUGUUGCCUCCUCCUCCCUCGUGUUGCCUCCUCCUCCUUGGUGUUGCCUCCUCCUCCCUGGUGUUGCCUCCUCCUCCCUGGUGUUGCCUCCUCCUCGCUGGUGUUCCCUCCUCCUCCCUCGUGUUGCCUCCUCCUCCUUGGUGUUGCCUCCUCCUCCCUGGUGUUGCCUCCUCCUCCCUGGUGUUGCCUCCUCCUCCCUGGUGUUACCUCCUCCUCCCUGGUGUUGCCUCCUCCUCCCUGGUGUUGCCUCCUCCUCCCUGGUGUUGCCUCCUCCUCCCUGGUGUUACCUUCUCCUCCCUGGUGUUGCCUCCUCCUCCCUGGUGUUGCCUCCUCCUCCCUGGUGUUGCCUCCUCCUCCCUGGUGUUACCUCCUCCUCCCUGGUGUUACCUCCUCCUCUCUGGUGUUGCCUCCUCCUCCCUGGUGUUGCCUCCUCCUCCUUGGUGUUGCCUCCUCCUCCCUGGUGUUGCCUCCUCCUCCCUCGUGUUGCCUCCUCCUCCUUGGUGUUGCCUCCUCCUCCCUGGUGUUGCCUCCUCCUCCCUGGUGUUAA